GAAAGUGUAAUUUAACAUUUUUUUUAUAAUUAAAUUGACUAGAUUUUAUAAUUAAAUUUAAUAAUGUCGUUGUACAGUGAUAUAACAAAGAACACUAAAAACGAAAAUGUCUGAUGCGAAUGAGAUAUCCACGAUCGCGGCUAUAAAAUGCAAACAGCAAGCAGUUCGAGCAGUACGUUUUAAUGUGGAUGGGUCCUACUGCCUAACUUGCGGAGCAGACAAAAAAAUUAAGCUUUGGAAUCCUUACAAUCAACUAUUGUUAAAAACGUACGGUGGACAUGCCAACGAAGUGUUGGAUGCAGCCGGAUCUUGCGACAACAGCCAAAUUGUAUCAUGCAGCUCGGAUAAGUCGGUGAUUCUCUGGGACGUUACCACCGGUCAGCCCAUCAGACGGUACAGGGGCCAUGCCAGUACAGUCUCGUGCAUAAAGUUCAAUGAGGAAUCAACAAUGGCAGUUUCGGGCUCAGUGGACAAUACUGUCGCUUUUUGGGAUGUAGUCAGCAGGAGACAGGAGCCAGUGCAAGUUUUAAAAGACGCGAAAGAUUCAAUAACAUCAAUACAAGUUACAGAUCACGAGGUUUUAACGUCGUCAGUAGAUUGUCAUAUGCGCUUGUACGACUUGCGAGUGGGCAAAAUGAUUUCUGACUACAUUGGGCACAUUGUGACAUUUGGUAGCCUGACACACGAUGGUCAAUGCUACGUCUUAAGCUGCGCAGACAAUACCAUAAGACUGUUCGACAAGGAAUCUGGGGAGAUACUCAAUUCUUUUACAGGACAUGAAAGCAAAGACUACUUAUUAGAGAAUGCAAUCAAUGAGACAGACAGUCAUAUUAUUUCGGGUUCAGCUUCAGGGGAAGUUUUUUAUUGGGACCUUGUGUCCAGUACAUGUACUAGGAAAUUAGUCCAUACAAGACUCAAACCUGUCAUAUCCCUCAGUCAUCAUCCCACUGAAAAUAAAUUGUUAACGGCUUGUGAAGAUGAAAUAAAAUUGUGGGGCAUCUCUGAAAAUACAGAAUAA
Aricia agestis (brown argus) is the source of this 1018-nucleotide messenger RNA. RefSeq names its product WD repeat domain-containing protein 83. Gene Ontology annotation, cellular component: catalytic step 2 spliceosome. The transcript has a single exon. Gene Ontology annotation, biological process: mRNA splicing, via spliceosome. The record is from RefSeq and is a predicted model, not a curated record. Lineage: Eukaryota; Metazoa; Arthropoda; Insecta; Lepidoptera; Lycaenidae. Bases 107 to 1018 code for a protein of 303 amino acids. Gene Ontology annotation, molecular function: protein binding.